Messenger RNA from Vicia villosa (hairy vetch), 1234 nucleotides. RefSeq lists its product as uncharacterized. The transcript is spliced from 3 exons. Bases 430 to 771 code for a protein of 113 amino acids. The record is from RefSeq and is a predicted model, not a curated record. Lineage: Eukaryota; Viridiplantae; Streptophyta; Magnoliopsida; Fabales; Fabaceae.
UCGUAAGCAGACAAUCCCAAAGAAAAAACAAAACGGACUCGCGGGUGAUUCUUGCAAUGGUCAAUGGAAAUCCAUUCCGGUUCGUUCGGCGUCACCCGCCCUUCCUCUGAAAACUUGCCAGAAAGAGGUAAGUGGCUCAGAUCGGAAUCGGAAUCGGAAUCUCAACCGGAAUUGAAAUUACCUCAAUCGGAAUCUCAACCGGAAUUGGAAUUACCUCAAUCGGAACCUCAACCGAAACUGGAAUCACAUCAAUCAAAAUUGGAACUACCGAAAUUGGAACGUCUUUUGAAUUCCAAACCACUUAAAAAGCUUAAGAUGAGUGAUUUCUCUAUGUAUGACGAUGAUCCUGAGCCUUUCGUGUUUUCGUGCUGACGCUUUGUGUAUAAGAAUAAGGCUCAGAUCAUUAAGUAUCACCAAAUUAAAGUCGCCAUGGAUGAUUAUAGAGAACGCUCUCUCAACCUAAGUGUUUUCGAUGCUAUCAGCGUCCCAAAAAUAUCAGAUAAAUGUGGUGGUACAGGACCCGUUGAUAUAAGCGAAGAUCUUCGUCUUCGUCUCACUCCCCUUUGCAAGUUUGCUUCAGAUAAAUACAAUGCUGACAAGGAUACACAUUUUGUGUUUGCUAGCAUUGUCAAGACUACUUGGUCCCCUGGUGCUAUAUAUUACAUUAUCUUUCAAGCACAAGAUUCUUCCACCUCUCUUACAACUUUUCAGACCCAAGUCGUGAAUCAGAGGCCCGCGCCUGAGGUCAUAUCCUGUGCCAAUAAAAUCUAACACGUCUCUUGUUUGGGGGUGGUGGUUAUUUUUUCUGUUGAGAUACAAUUGUUGUGUGUUGUCAAGUCAAUUUAACACAAAUACAUUCUUCUACUGAAUUACUUACUUGAGUAAGUUGAUUGGCGGUUCUGGCAUAUUCUGAUGACUUUCAAUUUCAAGAGAAUAUUUGUGCUUCUUAGUCAUUUUACUUUGUUGAAAUUGUAACCUCACUUUUUAGAGUUAGACUAUGUAUAAUGGUUACAUUAUUCAACACCCUACUUUUUCACUUUUUAUCUUUCACAUCAUCUUCUCUCUCUUCCACCUAAUAAUUCAACACCUAUUCAAUUUUUUUCACUACAAUGGUUUUAUUUAAUAAAAUUCAACACCUUACCCCACAUCAUAUUCUUAUUUUCUUUUAAAGUUUUGUUUUUAUGAUUAUAUAUUAAUAUCUAUUAUCAAUUAAAAGUGAAUUUUUUUUAUGAGU